Numida meleagris (helmeted guineafowl) is the source of this 5992-nucleotide messenger RNA. RefSeq names its product neuronal PAS domain protein 2 (gene NPAS2). Gene Ontology annotation, cellular component: nucleus; cytoplasm; CLOCK-BMAL transcription complex. The record is from RefSeq and is a predicted model, not a curated record. Gene Ontology annotation, molecular function: DNA-binding transcription factor activity, RNA polymerase II-specific; RNA polymerase II cis-regulatory region sequence-specific DNA binding; protein dimerization activity. The coding region runs from base 2375 to 4819 and encodes 814 amino acids. Gene Ontology annotation, biological process: regulation of transcription by RNA polymerase II; circadian regulation of gene expression. Lineage: Eukaryota; Metazoa; Chordata; Aves; Galliformes; Numididae. The transcript is spliced from 21 exons.
GUAUAAAACUCCAGGGGAAAAUGCUACAAUGUCAUAGUGUUUGUUUUCCUGGUCCUUUCUAAGCUUUUUGCUCUUUCUGUUAAGGACCAACUCAUCAUUCAGAUUUGUUUCUUUCCAAAAAAGGGCUUCAUUCUCUGCCUGUGCCCUCAGCACCCAACCCAAGAGCCUUGGGCUGCUCUGAAGUCCGAGGUCUUCCCUACUCGCUCUGCUGUGGCAUAGCCUUGUGACUCCAUGAGGUCCCAAAGGAGCCAGUCUCCACCUCCCUGUCCCUGAACAUCAAGCCUCAGAAAGCAGGACAGGCAGAAGGGGGGUCAUUUGCUCUUUGUGCUAUCCCAUUGUUUUGUCAGCAUUUAGCAUGCCUCUGAAAUAGGGGAAAGUACUAUAUUAUUUCCCAGAUUUCCUGAGGCUGCAUGUUCCAGUGAUGGCAUUUGCCACUCACCUGGCAGGAAAUCAGAUAAGGGACAAGAGAAGCAGAGCUUGAAUUAGAUACUGCAUCGACCAACGUGCUCAAGUUGCUUGUGUGUGCUUAAGUAAUGACGAUGCUGAGGAUAGUGGAGAAGAAUCCCCCAGGAACAGAACAUGAACAUUAAUUAUAGGGGGGGAAAUAUAUUAUUAACAUCAGACCGCACGCUACAGGAGAUCCCAGUGUGACUAUUAAAGGAAAUUAAUUACCACCUCUCUUUACCUUUCAGAUCAACUCUUCUUUAUAGUGAGAAUAAUUCCUUCUUUGUUACCACUGGUAUUAUCAGCUGUGUGAGAACAGUUUUUCAUGGCAUUCUGUUCACUGGUAUUGUGUAUCUGUAUAGUUUGAAAAUAAAUAUUUGCAACAGAUGCUUUGCAUCCCCUCUGAGGGGAAGUCCCAGAAGCCCAGGCUCAAGCUCUGUAAAACAGAUCGACAUGCUGAAAUACUGCUUCCUCUGCACUGAUAAGUGUGAAAUAACGUCAAAGUCAUUUGCUGUGACAAAACUAGGAGCAGGAUUUAGGAGGUAGUACAGGAGACCUCUUUUCCAUUCUCAUUCCUCUCUUUAUGACUGAGCAGUUAAAAGCCAGGAGACACUCUUACUUUUUUAAACUAAUCCUGCUUCACAAACCCUUUUCCAGAUCCCAGUGUAUUUUCCAAAUACAUCUUGUGUAAUCUCACACAAGAAAUUUUUGCUGGUAAAGUCAGAAUUGAGGUCAAAACUGGACUAAAAGAAAACUCAUUACAACUUCAACAUCCGUAAUCCACCCUGAGGAGAGAGAUGAAUGCAGUGAGCAGGCUAUGCAUGCAUUGUUUCCAUUGUGCUCUUGAUUAACUUAUAAUUCGCAAGUGAGGGAGUGUGAAGGAAACUACUGAGAGAUGGAAGGUCACCAAUUCCAAGAGGAAAUAAAUGAUAUAUAGGCAUCCCAUUCAUCACUUUAUUUGUGUAACAUCAUUUUGGAAUCUUUCUCUCUAGAGUAAUGGCCAUUUAAAAUCUUUUAAUAUUUUGCAAAGACAAGGCUGGAAGCUUGUGUAAUCUUAGGACAAAAGAAUCAGAUAUAAAAUCCACAUCAUGCCAGGGCUGCCAGCACCUCUUUUCUUGAAGAGGCCACUAAUUCCCCAAAUUCUUCAUGGCUGUCCUUGGAUAGAGACCAGAAAUGCUCAUGGAUUCUUUCAACCCCACAUGAAGAUCUGCCAUCAUCCUAUUAUUUCUAUAUAAUAACAAUCCUAUGUGAUACUGUAUGGUUCACCUGUGCAUUCCAAGGAGCAUCAGCUUCUCAGAAAAUCCUCAUUACAGACGUGGCUCUGAUCAGUGUCAGGUUCCCUAAUUCUGGUAUCAAGAAAUGUUUGAAUGCGUGCAUGAUCUCCUCUCCUCAUCCAUAAUUGUGUCCUCCAUUUUUACAGAAUAAAUUUAUUAAUGAGCAAAAGCUGUACAGCAAAGAAAUUGCAUUAAUUGCUCCCUUCAUUUGAAGAAAAGCAGCUGCCCCUCAAAUAAGCAACAAACUCCUGAACCAGUAGCUUCAUUUAUCACUUUGAAAUGGGAGCUGUGUAACAAUAGCUGGUCUAAAUGUGGAAAGAGAUCAGCAUUUGUAUUGGCAAUUUGUAAAUACUGUAAGAGUUUGACUAAAAUAAGAAUUAAAAACAAAAAGUGGUUGCUAAAACAGACAUCUGUGCCAAACAGAGAAAAGACCUGUGCAUAUAUCCCUAAUCUGCUUCUACUGUUAAAGUAAUACUAUAGCAAUAGGACAGCUAGACAUGAUUGAAAUUCUCUCACAUUUUAUUUUCUUCCACAGUUUAUUGCAGAAAUAAUAAACACACUGUGCUGCACAGAGUCAAAUUGACGCACGUGAUCUUCUGCAUUAUUGGUGGCUAAUACGAUUGCUCUGGAGCAGGAAAAACUGCUUAGACAAUCUAAUGGAUGAAGAUGAGAAAGACAGGGCAAAGAGGGCUUCGCGUAACAAGUCUGAAAAGAAGAGGCGUGAUCAGUUCAAUGUUCUCAUCAAGGAGCUCAGCUCAAUGCUUCCAGGCAACACCCGUAAAAUGGACAAAACUACUGUGCUGGAAAAAGUCAUUGGCUUUCUGCAGAAACACAAUGAAGUCUCAGCACAGACGGAGAUUUCUGAAAUUCAGCAGGACUGGAAGCCUUCAUUUCUCAGCAAUGAGGAAUUCACCCAGCUGAUGUUGGAGGCGUUGGACGGCUUCAUCAUAGCAGUAACCACAGGUGGGAGCAUCAUCUACGUGUCUGACAGCAUCACACCUCUUCUAGGGCAUUUACCAUGUGAUGUCUUGGAUCAGAACUUGUUAAAUUUCCUCCCGGAACAAGAACAUUCAGAAAUUUAUAAGAUGUUAUCUUCCUGUAUGCUUAUGACAGAUUCUGCCUCAUCGGAUUAUCUAAAAACUGAUAAUGAACUAGAGUUUUAUUGUCAUCUUCUGAGAGGAAGUUUGAACCCAAAGGAAUUUCCAACAUAUGAAUACAUAAAAUUUGUAGGAAAUUUUCGGUCUUACAGCAAUGUGCCUAACUCCACCUGCAAUGGCUUUGAUGAGGCUGUUCCCAGGGCUUACAGGACAUCACCAGGAAAGCAGAUCUGCUUUGUCGCUACCGUUCGUUUGGCAACACCUCAGUUUUUGAAGGAGAUGUGCAUCGUGGAAGAGCCUUUAGAGGAAUUCACGUCAAGACACAGUCUGGAAUGGAAAUUUUUAUUCCUGGAUCACAGAGCACCGCCGAUCAUAGGAUACUUGCCUUUUGAAGUGCUGGGUACUUCUGGCUACGACUAUUACCAUAUAGAUGACCUAGAGCUGCUUGCAAGGUGCCAUGAACACUUGAUGCAGUUUGGCAAGGGGAAGUCGUGCUGCUAUCGGUUUCUGACCAAAGGACAGCAGUGGAUCUGGCUCCAGACCCAUUACUAUAUCACAUACCACCAGUGGAACUCCAAGCCAGAGUUCAUUGUAUGCACACACAUGGUGGUAAGUUAUGCAGAUGUACGGGUGGAGAGGAGACAGGAGAUGGGCUUGGAAGAAGUGUCCUCAGAGGUUGUGUCCUCAGCACUAAAGGACAGUGGCUCCAGCUUGGAUCCUGAACAGCACUUUAAUGCACUUGAUAUUGGUGCCUCAAUCCUCAGUGCUAGCCGGACACCCUCGGUGUCAUCCAGGAGCUCACCAAAAUCUUCCCACACACCGAAGUCUGACCCAGCAUCUACACCAACAAAGCUGACUGCAGAGGCAAGCACUCCCUUGCAAAGAACAUCCAGCACGCAGCAGGACUUAUCUGCGCACAGGCUCGGCCAGCCUACUGCUCUGCAGGCUUCCUUGCCUUCUCAACCUUCAUGUGAGCUUCUCCCACAGCAGUUGCUGCCUCAAGCAACUUUGCAAAGUCAGCCUGCACCACUGGCACAGUUCUCAGCCCAGUUUAGCAUGUUCCAGACCAUCAAGGACCAGCUGGAGCAGCGAACGCGGAUCCUGCAGGCCAACAUCCGCUGGCAGCAGGAGGAGCUCCAGAAGAUCCAGGAGCAGCUCUGCCUGGUCCAGGAUUCCAGCGUGCAGAUGUUCCUACAGCAGCCAGCGGUGUCCCUGAGCUUUAGCAAUAUUCAGCAGCCAGAGCCGCAGCCACUGCAGCAGAGGCCAGGGGUCAUUUCUCAGCAGCAGCUUGUCCCCAGUCCUCAGCUCCCAGGGCAAAUUGCAUCUCCACAAACACCGAGCCAGCAAGUACUGAGAGAAGCAAGUGUGAUAUCGAGCCAGGGCCCGAAGGCAGAGAGGAGCACUGAGCUGACAACAGGCAGCAGCCGCCCAACUCGCAGCACGGCCACACCAUUCGGCCCCUCCACCCCUCUGUCCCGCCGAGGCCCUGGCCCCAGCUCUGGUCCUGGUUCAUCUGCUGCUGGCUGCAGCCAUGACCAGCAGCUCAGACUGUUGCUCAGCCAGCCUAUUCAGCCUAUGAUGCCCGCGUCCUGUAAUGCAAGACACCCUUCAGACCUCAGCAUGGCUGGAUCCCAGGCUAAAUAUUCUCAAAACCAACAAAUGUUUCAAAGUUUGGAAGUGCAGACUUCCAGCAGCGGCUCUCCAAUCGUUCUGAUGGGACAAGCAGUGUUAAACCAAGGGUUUGCCACAACUCCUCCUUCCCAGCCAUCCUCUCUGCCACCUAUGCAACUCCAGCACCAACAGCAUCAGCAACAACGCUACCUGCAGGUGCAAACACCAAGUUCUUUGCACAAUGAGCAAACUGAUUCUUUGCUCCUGCCAUCUUACUCGCCACAGCAAGGAAAUAUGGGGUAUCAUCAGACACAGCAGCAGCAGCAGCAACAACUACCAAGAAGAAGCAAUAGCUUAUCAGAAUCAUCAAAUUUACCACAGCCACUGCGAUAGAGUCCCACCAGCACAAUCAAUGCACGAUUAGCUUUAACCAACGGGCACAUGGGGCAGGAGAGAAUGACUUUGUACUUACUGUUUCGGCUUUUGCACGAGCCUUUGUUUCACAGCUCUGUGAUGCCACAGAGGACAGACUGCUGCACACAGCGCACUGACGGCACGCUGGAUUCAGUUUGCGCUGUCUUGUGAGCACAGCAUGUACUGGCAGAGCGAAACAAAGAGGAACACUAUCCUGUGCAAACUCCAUCCUCACUGGGUGCACAGGAGGAGGAGUUCCAGCUUGGCGUGUCGCUUGGAAAGCUGUCUGGCAAUUCCAAAAGACUGUUGACAGACACAUGAGGUACUUGGCCUUCACUCUUUCAGUUCUUCUUUUGUGUAUGAAAAGCACUGCGUCAAAGGUCUAUUGAGGAGAGAACAAGAGAUUAUUUUUAUUAUGAUUAUUGUUAUUAUUUUGCACAACUGCACAGAGGACAAAACCUAGGCACUUUCUGUAAAGAGAAGUUUGUUUCCUUAUUCUUGUGGCCAAAUUAGCACAUCCAAUGGAAAAGAAAGCCUGGUCAUUGGUGAAGAUGGUCUACAGCUCAUAACCCUUGAUUUAGAAUCUGAAAAGUAUUAUGCAGCUUACCCUAACUGUUCUUCGUGACUGAGAACAAAACAACAUCAACAAAAAAACACUGGACUGUUUUCUAUAUGAAUUGUGAUUGCAAAGGUGAACUCAAAUUGUAAGCACAAUCAUGCAACUCUCCCGUAAUACAAGAUGGAUCCUUCUUCAAGCUAAAUAACUCACUCACUGCAAGUCUCUGAGAAAUAUGCACUGUGUUUUGGCCCACUGACUCGGGAUGCUGCAGACUAUUACAUAUCUCCUUCAUUAUAACAUUUAGGGUUGAAUUUUCCUUUGGGGGGGGGGGAAGAAGAAAUGCACUUUUCGCUUUUUUUGUAUGUUUUCUGUUGAUAUGUUUCUAAGAAAGAUUUUAUGUAAUUAUUAAAUAAAAAGUAGUGUAUUGUACAGCUGUUGUAAUAAUGACCUAUUUCUAUAUAAAAUAAAAUUAUAUGGAAUUAUGUGGAAAUUAUUUUGUAUAUGAAAUAUCAACUCAUUUCACAAGUAUAAAGAUUGUGCUUGUGCUUUUUUGUGAGUGGAUAUUUUGUAAUAAACUAAUGAAUUAGAAAUGU